CCGCACCGUUCAAAACUGACAGUUUAAGGUUAAACUUUUGCCGCCAGUCGAAAGCUCAAAAUGGACAACAUCAGGGAUAUCGUGAACGGCGCUCAAUUGUCCAGAUUUGUCAACAAAAAGGUGAGCAUUCUGGGGCACGUGACGGAAGUCGCCUCGAACAGUUUGUCAUUCGAUAUGAGGACAGUGGAUAAUGUUAUUGUGAAGAUCAAUUUGAAGAGACCACUCACUUCACCGCUUGAAGGAUAUGUGGAGGUUAUCGGCACGUCACAAGGAAAGACAGUUUUGGCGGAUGAUUUUAUUAUAUUUAACAACGAAAAAAUGGAUGUGAAGUCUCACAAUACCUUAUGCCAACUUUUGUACACCGUACCAAACAUUUGGAGCACCUCAUAGUCAUUAUUAACAUUGUUUCUAUAAUUAAGUGUAUUUUUAUUAAUUGCCUAUAUAAAAUAAACGCCGUUUUUUAUUA
Molecule: messenger RNA, 466 nt
Organism: Aethina tumida (small hive beetle)
Lineage: Eukaryota; Metazoa; Arthropoda; Insecta; Coleoptera; Nitidulidae
Exons: 2
Coding region: 61-390 (109 amino acids)
Biological process (GO): double-strand break repair via homologous recombination; mismatch repair; nucleotide-excision repair
Cellular component (GO): site of double-strand break; DNA replication factor A complex; nucleus
Molecular function (GO): single-stranded DNA binding; damaged DNA binding
Source: RefSeq, a predicted model, not a curated record